Populus euphratica (Euphrates poplar) is the source of this 3245-nucleotide messenger RNA. Its product is annotated as proline-rich receptor-like protein kinase PERK8. The record is from RefSeq and is a predicted model, not a curated record. Gene Ontology annotation, molecular function: ATP binding; protein kinase activity. The transcript has 8 exons. Bases 767 to 2932 code for a protein of 721 amino acids. Lineage: Eukaryota; Viridiplantae; Streptophyta; Magnoliopsida; Malpighiales; Salicaceae. Gene Ontology annotation, biological process: protein phosphorylation.
UUAGCUUUAAAUUCAAAAAGAAAAUGAAAACUAUUCUAUCCAUCCAUCCCUCAUUCCCUCGGACUACAUGUGAAGCAGAGAAAGACGACUGCUCUUCUUGAGUUGCCCCCACGUUCUAUGCAUAAUUUGUGGGCAGACACACCUCCAUUUACAAGAAAAGAAGAGAGAGAGCACUGCCCUGAAAAAAACACCACUAGAAUUCAAAGUUUGCAACUUGGAAGAAACAAAAGUGCCAUAGAAAAUCUUCCUUUUGAAAGAGAUAGGUAAGACAUUCUUUAGCUUUUCUCUUCUGGGUCUUCUUUCUUGUCGUUUUGGUGACCUGGGUAAUGCUGCAUUUGCCCAUUAAAACGGGAAGACAAUAAUAGUUUUGGAGCCUAACUGGCCUAGUUGAUCUCAUUUUCUGUUCAAGACUUGUAGUUUUUUUGUAUCUGGGGUUUGCUCAUUGGGGACCUUUGAGAACCGGGUUUUGCUUGCUUUUUGCUAAUUUAUUAGGUUCUUUGAGUUGUGUCUGGGAGUUAGAGGAUCUAGGUGUUCCCAGUGAAGAAGACUUUUGCUUGAAUUUUUGUAUCCGGUUUUGUGUAUUUUUGUCAAUUGCUGAAGAGUCUGGGCAUCUGGCAGUGGAAGAGUUGACAAAGCUCGAGUCUUUUGUAUAUUUUGGAGUAUUGUAACUAACAGUUGAUGUUUGUGUGAUGAGCAGUUUGAGAUAUAGGUUUCAGUUAUUAGAUAUGGAUUUGUAAGAGAUUUAGGCAUAUUGUUAGAUAAAAACAUGGCUUCCCUAACACCUUCACCAGACUCUCCCCCCUCUCCAAUACCAAUCUCCACUUCACCACCAUCUCCACCGUCAACACCGGAUUCCACCACCAGUUCACCCCCUCCCUCAACAUCUCAGCCUGAUCAGACCACUGACCCCCCAGUGCCUUCAACACCAUCUACCCCUGCAACCCCACCUCCUCAAUCCCCACCACCAGCACCACCCGCUGCUUCCCCUCCAGCUCCACCACCACCAUCACCAAUAAUUCCCUCAACACCUCCACCAUCUGCCCCACCACCAUCACCCCCGGCAUCUCCACCACCGGCCCCUCCAGCUUUAACCCCGCCAUCACCACCUACUGCGCCUCCCCCAGCUUCUACCACUGCACCACCCCCUCCACCACCGAUAAGCACCUCCCCUCCUCCACGUGCCUCUCCAACGACUCCUGUAACCUCCCCACCUCCCCCUCAAGCUGUCUCCCCUUCUCCACCUCCUCCUGCAAAUGACCCUAUACCCCCUGCCACUAAUUCGCCUCCUCCUCCAACAGAAAAGCCGCCUGAAAGCCCCCCUGCGCUUCCAACAGUUCCUCCUCCACCACCUAGUUCUCAAUCUGAUAGUCCUCCACCUUCUCCUCCUCCUCCAAUAUCCACAUUGCCAUCGCCGCCCCCAUCAAUUCCCUCGACCUCAUCAACACCUCCUGCAAUAUCUCCUCCUGCUCCUCCAGUCAAUUCAUCAGUGACGGGAAGUCCUACCCCACCCAUUCCUGCUAUUCCAACAGAGAAACCAACUGCAAGAGCAACCAAUGGAACUGACGUCUCCACAAAUACCUCAUCCGCUGGUCCAAGGGGAUUAAACAAUGGAGGUGCAGUCGCAAUAGGCAUUGUGGCUGGGUUUGUAGUACUCAGUCUUCUAGUUGUGGCCGUAUGGUUUGCACAAAAGCGAAAGAGAAGACAAGGAGAAAAUGUUGGUUACACUAUCCCUUCGCCAUUUGCCUCCUCACAAAAUUCAGAUUCAGUAUUUCUAAAACCUUAUCCUCCAGCUCCCCUGGUUGGCAGUCCUUCUGGCAAUGAUUUCAUGUAUUCACCAUCGGAGGCAGGUGUAGUAAAUAAUUCAAGGCAAUGGUUCACAUAUGAAGAACUAGUCCAAGCCACAAAUGGGUUUUCAGCACAGAAUCGUCUAGGUGAAGGUGGAUUUGGUUGUGUAUACAAAGGUGUCCUUGUAGAUGGAAGAGAUGUUGCAGUAAAACAAUUAAAGAUUGGUGGUUCUCAGGGGGAGCGUGAAUUCAGAGCAGAGGUUGAGAUUAUUAGUAGAGUGCAUCAUCGGCAUUUGGUUUCAUUGGUGGGUUACUGUAUAUCUGAGCAUCAAAGACUGCUUGUCUAUGACUACCUUCCCAAUGAUACUCUUUAUUACCAUUUGCACGGUGAAGGCAGACCAUUUAUGGAUUGGGCAACAAGGGUCAGGGUUGCUGCUGGUGCAGCUCGUGGCAUAGCUUAUCUGCAUGAAGAUUGCCAUCCACGCAUUAUUCACAGGGAUAUCAAGUCAUCUAACAUCCUUCUUGAUGAAAAUUUUGAAGCUCGGGUUUCAGAUUUUGGGCUUGCUAAGAUAGCGCUGGAACUGGAUUCGAAUACUCAUGUAUCCACACGUGUAAUGGGAACCUUUGGGUACAUGGCUCCAGAGUAUGCAACAAGCGGAAAGUUGACUGAAAAAUCUGAUGUUUAUUCCUAUGGGGUUGUGCUGUUGGAGCUAAUUACAGGCCGUAAGCCUGUGGAUGCCUCUCAGCCACUGGGUGAUGAAAGCCUUGUUGAAUGGGCUCGGCCAUUGCUUACCAGUGCAAUUGAAAAUGAAGACUUUGAAGCAUUGGCUGAUUCAGGGCUGGAGAAGAACUAUGUUCCAAGUGAAAUGUUUCGGAUGAUUGAGGCAGCUGCAGCUUGUGUGCGUCAUUCAGCUGCAAAAAGGCCGCGGAUGAGUCAGGUGGUGAGAGCCUUGGACUUGUUAGAUGAGUCAUCGGAUCUAUCUAAUGGAAUGAAACCUGGUCAAAGUGAAAUAUUUGAUUCAAGACAACACUCUGCGCAAAUCAGAAUGUUUCAGAGGUUGGCAUUUGGUAGCCAAGAGUAUAGUUCAGAAUUUUUUGAUCGCACUCAGAGUAGCUGGAGGAGUAGAGAUCAUGGGGAUUCUGUUUAAUCCUCAAAUUCUUUGCCGUGCCGAAACUCAUGUUAAUCCUACAUUUCCAUUUAACAUGGAAUUUGGUAACAGCUGAUUUGGAAAGACAGCACUCGGUCUUGGAUUUUGAGACCCUUGAUUGAGAUCUCAUUCAAUUUUAGCUAGAGUUGCUAUUACCUAUUCAUGUACAAUAUCUUCCCUUUACUAGAAUUGUUUUCCUUGUUAACAAACACGAUUUCGCCUGUAUGGCUGCCUCAUUCUGUAUUCUUUAUGGCUUAAAUUCAUUUAUAGAGUCCAUAUUGGUAUUUAUAUAUAUUAGAGCAGUGAAAAUCCC